AUGUCGACCAUAACGACGACCGCGCUGCAAACCUCCUACCCUCCCUUCCUCCCCAACUCCUUCAACGGCAACCAACCCAAGACAAUCCGCCUCUACCCCCUCUCCAACUACACCUUUGGCACCAAGGAAAUGCAACCAGAAGAAGACCCCUCAGUCCUCGCGCGCCUCAAGCGCCUCGAAGAACACUACAGCCAACAUGGCAUGCGCCGCACCUGCGAAGGCAUCCUCGUCUGCCACGAACACAACCACCCGCACAUCCUGAUGCUGCAGAUCGCCAACGCCUUCUUCAAGCUCCCCGGGGACUACCUCAAGCCCGAAGACGAGGAGGUCUCGGGGUUCAAGGAACGCUUGAAUGAGCGCUUGGCGCCGGUGGGCACGCAGUUUAGUGGUGAGGGCGUUAAUGAGGAGUGGGAGAUUGGCGAUACGCUGGCGCAGUGGUGGAGGCCGAAUUUCGAGACCUUCAUGUACCCGUUUAUCCCGGCGCAUGUUACGAGGCCCAAAGAGUGCAAGAAGUUGUACUUUAUCCAGCUUCCUAGGCAGAAGGUCCUGAGUGUUCCCAAGAACAUGAAGUUACUCGCUGUCCCUCUCUUCGAGCUCUACGACAACACGGCAAGAUACGGUCCCCAACUCUCAGCGAUCCCGCAUUUGCUCUCGCGGUAUAAUUUUGAGUUUAUCGAUGAGAAGGGAGAGGUUGUGGCUGUUACGCCUGGCGGGGGUCCAAAUGAGGAUGGGUAUGUGCCUAAGACGAGGGUUCUGGCUGGUUCCGAUGAGGAGAUGAAGGAUGAUGGCAGUAAAGGCGAGAAUGGGAUCUCAUGA
Molecule: messenger RNA, 816 nt
Organism: Lachnellula hyalina
Lineage: Eukaryota; Fungi; Ascomycota; Leotiomycetes; Helotiales; Lachnaceae
Gene: CFIS2
Product: Pre-mRNA cleavage factor Im 25 kDa subunit
Exons: 2
Coding region: 1-816 (271 amino acids)
Cellular component (GO): mRNA cleavage factor complex
Molecular function (GO): mRNA binding
Source: RefSeq, a predicted model, not a curated record